GACAAGUCGUCAGCGGAAAUCGCGAGGGAGAGCAGACCGAUGGCUACAGUCGUUCAAUGUAAACUAUAUUAGAGACGGUUAAAAAAUUCAUAUUAGAUUUUCUGGAGCAGUGCUAUGUCUUCGGAAAUGACAGGACAAACGCCCUGCCUAUCCAGUCGCUGGGAUCAGCCAGCCCAACCUAAACAGAGUGUAGACAUACAGCAGCAGAGGAGUAUGGGAAAUGCAGCUCUGCCUGUCUCGUUAUCAGGAGCUGCCAGUACUGCUGGUUCAAACAGCACAGUCUCCCAGCCACCAGAAACAGAAGAAAAGCCAGCACCUCAAGGAGGAGUUGAGAUGGCUGCAGCAAUGGCUGCUAAAAUAAAUGCAAUGUUAAUGGCAAAAGGAAAGCUCUUGACUCCUCCACCAUUACUUGCAAAGACACCUCCAAGUAUUCCAGUACCAACCACUACAGAAGAGAUGGUGGUCACAGAGGUUGAUAUAAACGAUGUACCACUAAACUGCAGGGAACUUCUUACUAAAGGCAAAACACAAGAGGAGAUCCGACAGUUCAGUGGAGCUGUUGUCUCAACAAAAGGUCAUUACAUAAAUGAAGCUGAAAAGGGAAAUGGAGUAGGACAAAGGCCUUUGUAUUUGCAUGUCCAGGGAAAGACCCAAGAGCAGGUCAAUAAAGCAGUGAUUAGGAUAAAGGAGAUCAUAUCUGAGGAUGUGAUGAGGGCCUCUGCAGCAUCAGGACAGCAGGCUCCUGUAAUGCCGCCGCUCACACUCUACCCUCAGCCUCCUCGACCCAUCAUUUCCCCUUCAGUGCCACGGAUGCCAAACACCAACUCAGUGCCAGCCCAGGGACAUCGGCCUGCAGCUCCUCAUACGGGGAGUUUUGUGCACACAAAGAUUUUUGUGGGUCUGGAUCAAGCAUUGCCUUCAUUUAACGUAAAGGAAAAGGUUGAGGGUCCAGGAGGUUCAUACCUGAGUCACAUCCAGACCGAGACAGGGGCACGAGUCUUCCUCAGAGGAAAGGGAUCUGGUUACAUAGAACAGGCAUCAAAACGAGAGUCUUUUGAGCCUCUUUAUGUUUACAUCAGCCACCCUAAUGCAGCAGGACUGGAGUCAGCAAAGAAACUCACAGAGAGUCUGCUGGAAACUGUGAGAGCUGAACAUGCCCGAAUGCUGUCGGCGUACACAGCCACAGGCUCAACACAACCAUACGCAGCACAUGGAUUUCCACCUAAUAGCAAUUACUCUAACCAAGGGUCCUGGUAUAACUACUCAGCAAAUGGAUAUGCUGGCGGCUAUGCAGCGUAUCCAGGAGCCGGUGGUUAUUGGAGUAAUUCAAAUGGUCCCUCAAGUCAUUCUAACUUGUCGACAAACCCUCCAUCUUCUCAGGCAAUGGUUCAGUAUCCGAUGUGUCCUAGGAAACCGCAUCCCUAUCUUGUCCAGGAUCCAGGCAGCAGUGAGACAGUGGAGCCUGAAGGAUCUUUAAACACCCCCCCUGACUCAGGAAGUCCCGAACGUCAUUUCCAAGAGGGGGCUAAGGAUGAACAGCCUACCAGCUGUUCCCCAGAGGGUCCUGCUCAUCUGGAAUCCACCCUUCCAGUAUCCAGUUUUAGAGAGGAGAAAGGAGAAGAUAGGUUUCUAAUGCCUCCACCACCCCCUUCUUUUGUGGCUCCUGCCCCUGUUCCACGCAAAAGGCCAAGGGAUGCUGUGAGCGACGAACCAGCUAGUCUUCCCAGCAGCACCGCAUCGAUGGGUAUGCGCUUUUUCAUUUUCAAAUGUUCUGACAACCUGAGUGUUUGGACGUUUCUUCUGAGGAGUUGUCUUUUGCAUGAAGUAGCAUCUCCCCCCAUGGAGGAGUUGGGGAGGAGUGGAAACCUGUGUGAAUCUCUCCACUGGUGGAACUCACUAACAUGCUCUUUCUGUAUAUGUUUUUUUGUCUUUCCCCUGUUUUCUCUCUCAACAUGUGUCUCCGGACGUGCCUAUAAUGGAUGUGUGCUCUGCUGCCGUUUCAUUUGAUAUCUUCCCUCCCCUGGCUCUGGAUCAAACGAACCCAAAAACCACCGCUUUUAUGGGGCUCCUCAAUGGGUUUCCUUUUUGUUUUGUCUCUCUUUUUGUCUCUCUUUUUUCUCAUCCUCCACUUUCCUUCUAUUCUGUCUCUCCAUUUUAUUGUGCCAUUAACAGGUGUUCAAGAAGAUGAGUGCGUGAAGAAGACUAAAGUGAAGGAAGAUGCUUCUGGGCUAGUGCCCUAUGGAGGAGAUUCCUCUGAUGAAGAGGAGGAGAGGACACACAGCAGUAAGACAGAAAACUCAUAACCUCUGCUCGUCCUAUCCCACUGCCCCAAGAUAUUCAGACCCAAAGUCUGCACUCAGUAUUGCAUCUCAUUUCUCAAACACCCAAUAAAAGGAAAAGUCUACCCUUAGAUUACCAUACAUAGUUUUGCAAAUAUACCACAUUUCACCCACUUUUCUACAUUGAGCUAGCCUCUUAUUUUUCCCUCUAUGUGGCUUUUAAAGAUUUUUCUCUCACCACUUUAAGACUUAAAGAUAAGUUUCACUCACUGUCAAAUUGGCAGACUUCAUACGGCAGUAAUGUAUAGUACAUGUGAUUUGUCCAGUUGUAAACAAAACAUAAAAAUACUGCUAUGGGCUCUGAAAUAUAACAAGAUUCUGGUGCUUUACUGGCUUCUUAAAUACAAAGGGUUUAUAUUUUUUCCCCUCUAAGUUUAGUGGCAUUUUUCAGAUGAUAUUGGCCCUGGCACAAGAAACGUGGUUUCAGUCAAAGGGAGCAUACUUUAAAUUGAUGCCCGCUGUGUAGCUGAUUUAAAUGUAGAAAUAUAGCUACCAACUGGCUUUAGUGUCACAUGUAUUUAUGUUUUUAGUCAGAUAUCUUAAAAUGCAAUUCAUCAUGCAGAUAUCUGUCAUUUUUUUAAUCUUGAGGAUGGGGAUUUUUAGAAAACUAGAAUGUUUAAUAUUUUUCCUUUAAAGGUCUGAGGUGAGAAGCAGCUCUCUGAUUUUUCAUCUUUUUUUUCUGACUAUAAAUGAUGGACUUCCCACUAUUGACAUAGCAGAGAAACUUAAUAGUGUCCAUUAAAUGAGUUCACAAACAUAAAGCACACCAUCAGUAGCCACUUUUUAGAGCAUGGAAGAAUGCAGGGUGGACUUUUCCAUUUUAAGAUGUGAAUACGAUUGUAUAUUAAUUACAUUUUUUUUUUUCCUUUACAAUUUUUGUUAUUAAAAAAAGCCCUUAUUUUCCCUUUUGAAUUUUAACACCUGGUCUGCUGCAGUUACAGAUGAUUUAAAUACUUAUUGUAAUAUUCAGUGGAACCUUUUUCUGAUCUUGGAAAAUGGUGUAUGCCUGUUCCCAUGGAAUACUAUAAUAAAAACAACUGAAAAACA
Molecule: messenger RNA, 3386 nt
Organism: Melanotaenia boesemani (Boeseman's rainbowfish)
Lineage: Eukaryota; Metazoa; Chordata; Actinopteri; Atheriniformes; Melanotaeniidae
Product: KH homology domain-containing protein 4-like
Exons: 13
Coding region: 115-2007 (630 amino acids)
Cellular component (GO): nucleus
Molecular function (GO): RNA binding
Source: RefSeq, a predicted model, not a curated record